Serpula lacrymans var. lacrymans S7.9 is the source of this 1809-nucleotide messenger RNA. RefSeq lists its product as uncharacterized. NCBI's taxonomy places the organism in Eukaryota, Fungi, Basidiomycota, Agaricomycetes, Boletales, Serpulaceae. The transcript is spliced from 4 exons. Bases 1 to 1809 code for a protein of 602 amino acids. The record is from RefSeq and is a predicted model, not a curated record.
AUGCACUCGAGCCAUGUUGAAGGCUCCACUCCAAAACUUGAAUCGCGGUCGCAGAGGACAACGAAUACAAGCUCAAACUGGUCCUUCAAUCAUCGCAGCUAUGGGGGCUUUUAUUGCGACUCUGAUGACUCUGGUGAAUCUGAUGACGAUAAGGAUCAAUCACGAGACGCACUUUCAGACGAUACGCAACUAUUCAGGGACCUCGAUUUGGCAUCUAGACAAGAAACCGUGGAGUACAAACCCAAUCCCUGGACAAUCGCAAAGAUAAAUGCAUCAUCUCGGCCUGCAGCUUCGUCUAAACAUAUCGAGCACAAAGCACCGAGUCAACAAGCACCGUUGAAGCAGCCUCAAGGUCGUAUCGUUGAUGCAUUCAAGAAGCAAGCCGAACGGCCACCCCCAAGUCAUAUGCGGAGUGUUUUGAAGCCAGACGAUUCAGUCCUUCCUCAGAAGAUCGGUUUGAAUGCAAAGCAAUUUCUCAGUCUUCUCCCUUGCGACCUACCUACGAAGAUAACACUUUCCUCCCGUCUCGACCAAAUCAGGUGGCUUAUAAUAGGCAAGGCCAAAUACCUCAUCAACUGGAGGUGUUCGAAACAAACCAGGGGUAUAUCUGCCCCAAAUACCACUCUCGUUCCAGUCCGAUACAGGCGCAUAUACCAGCCAACCUUUGAACGUUGCUUCGAUGUAUCUCCUGCUCCACGUACCGUUGAGCCCCAGAGGAUGCCUCAAUGGCUCGCGUCGACGGUGCAAAGUGUGCUCCCUUCUGAUCCUGGCCUUGCAGUUCCCCCACCCUUCAAUCCGCGGCUGAUAGAGACAGCCAAUAUGCGCAUAACUCCUGCUGUUUCUGAAGUCUCCAGGGUUCCUGCAAAGUCUGUCUCAACUUACGAAUCUCGAAUGCAACUGAAGAGCCCGUCGCCCCCUCCACCCAGCUCGCCUCCGCCUAUAAGCCCACCGCGGAAAAGUGUUCAACGUAAUCCAACAGACUUUUCUCGCAUGGUCUCUGCUUAUGCAUUCGGUGCUGAAGAAGAUUCUGACGCUACAUGGACGACUUUACCUUCCAGGAAGAAAUUUCGUGCAGUCACAAGUGAUUCGAGGAAAAACAAGAUUAUACAAUCUGGCAGGUUCCGUUUGCCCAUACCAAAUCGAAAUAUGGGCAAGGUUACUUCAAGAUCAAAUGGUACAAAACAAGAAAUGCAAGGGAAUAAUCGCACAAUCGGUGCAAGACGGGUCAUAACGUAUCUUCCUCCACCCAUAUCACCAGGGGGUAUCGUAGCUGCUGAAGAGGUUGCUAUUGGCAAGCCCAGACCAGAAAAGCAACGUCCGACUGCGAAACUUAAUCAAGUGGACACUCAAUCCGAUGCCACAAAAAUAUCAGUCACAGAUGCCAACGACAUUACCUCCAAUAAAUCGUCCACUGAUCAGUACUCAAAUACUACCUUUGAAGAGCUUCCACGUGAUCACCUAUUUCCCGCCGCCGCUAGCAUUGUCGUCGACCAUGACUGUGCUUCAACCGAGGAACCACCCCAGACCCACGCUCCUGCUAAUAGCAUGUGCGAAUCUGCUACUGGUACACUUGUUGGUGACGAAGGUCCCAUUUUUGCAUUUGAUGUGAACGCUUUGGUGCAACGCUAUCCGUAUACUAGGAAUUUAAUGAGAGAGCAGAAACGCCUUAGGGAGCAAUUGUGGGAUAUGCUCGGUUUGCCCAGUUGUGGAAUAGUCUACUGCGACCAGGGUGGAACUCUUCCACUGAGGAGGCAGGAACUUUCCAUUAUUGUUUGGCCGUUACCUCGUGCUGAAGCUGAGAUUUUGUAA